This is a messenger RNA of Ruditapes philippinarum (Manila clam), 613 nucleotides long. Its product is annotated as asialoglycoprotein receptor 2-like. The coding region runs from base 39 to 548 and encodes 169 amino acids. The transcript is spliced from 6 exons. NCBI's taxonomy places the organism in Eukaryota, Metazoa, Mollusca, Bivalvia, Venerida, Veneridae. The record is from RefSeq and is a predicted model, not a curated record.
UUUGUUAGAUAGAUAUACGAUACUUGUGAUUUGAGAGAAUGAAGUCCUUGGUGCUAUCGUUACUUUUCACUGUUACAUACAUUUCGACAGUUGCGUGCGCAUGUCAAUCGGGGUGGACAGGAUUCCGUGAUUCAUGCUACCAAUUUAAUGUUGACAAUAAACAGAGCUGGAACGAUGCUAAAAAUGCUUGCCAUAAAGAACAUGCUACUCUAGUCGCCAUAGAAACACAAGAAGAAAGUGAUUUCAUUGCGGAUCAUCUCAAAACCUUGAUUUCUUCUUCAGAUAUACAUCAUGACAGUGCAUCGUCUGUGUGGAUUGGAGGUUCGGAUAAUGAUACUGAAGGAUUCUGGAAAUGGACAGAUAUUAACCAGCUUAUUCUUGAGUACACUAACUGGGCACCAGGUGAGCCAGAUACAGGGGCAGGUGAUCAUGACGAAGAUUGUAUCGGUGUGGUAGGUAAACAACAUUUCCAAUGGCAGGACAGGCGAUGCUCUGAAUCACAUUCUUACGUUUGUGAACUAAUAAAUGGCAGUCAUGCAGUUGGAUAGAUUUUGUAUCUGAUGGUCAAUAUUUUCAUUUAUAACAAUAAAAUUGCUAACGAAAUAUCAUGAUA